Drosophila hydei is the source of this 1072-nucleotide messenger RNA. RefSeq names its product exosome complex exonuclease RRP42 (gene Rrp42). The transcript has 5 exons. NCBI's taxonomy places the organism in Eukaryota, Metazoa, Arthropoda, Insecta, Diptera, Drosophilidae. Gene Ontology annotation, cellular component: nuclear exosome (RNase complex); cytoplasmic exosome (RNase complex). The coding region runs from base 77 to 967 and encodes 296 amino acids. The record is from RefSeq and is a predicted model, not a curated record. Gene Ontology annotation, biological process: TRAMP-dependent tRNA surveillance pathway; nuclear mRNA surveillance; U1 snRNA 3'-end processing.
UCGUUAUCGUUAUCGUUAUCGCUUAUCCACAUGUUAAGUUUGUUUUGAUUGUACUUGAAAUACAAUUUCAAAGAAAAUGGCAUACGUUGCGCUGAGCGAGGCAGAGAAAACGUUUAUUUUACAUGGUGUUGAGGAAGAUUUCCGCUGCGAUGGUCGUUCGCGCCGCGAUUACCGCCCAAUGGAUCUGGAGACUGGUCUAGUGAGCAAUGCAAGCGGGUCGGCACGUCUACGUUUGGCUAAUACGGAUAUUCUGGUGGGCGUUAAGACUGAAAUUGAUGUGCCCAAUCCACUGACACCUGAGUUUGGCAAAUUGGAAUUUUUUGUGGAUUGCUCUGCGAAUGCCACACCAGAGUUUGAGGGUCGCGGUGGCUCAGAUUUAGCACAAGAACUGAUACUUUCCCUGCAAAACGCUUACGAAUCCCCAUUUGCCUUUGACUAUCGUACCUUGUGCCUCAUACCCGGUCAGCAAUGUUGGAAGCUUUACAUCGAUAUUUUGAUUUUGGAAUGUGGUGGCAAUUUGCACGAUGCUGUUUCUCUGGCUGCCAAGGCAGCGCUCUACAACACAAAGCUGCCUCGCGUAACUGCCAGAUUGCUGGAUGCAGGCAUCACUGACUUAAUUAUAUCCGAUAACCCCUAUGAUUGCACACGCAUUGGCAUUGAUGCAGUGCCGCUGCUUGUGACUGUAUGCAAAAUUGGUGACUAUUGUCUGGUGGAUCCAACAGCUGAAGAGGAAGUUUGCAGCACAGUUAGCAUGGUUGUUUCCGUAUCCAUGCGUAAUAAUGAAGCUUACCUCUCUGGAACACACAUGACUGGAGGCGGCUCUAUGCAUAGGGAUACCAUGCUAAAUAGUAUACAGCUUGGUCUCUCCAUGGGAGAGCAGUUGAACAGUCUGCUUCUGAAGAUGCUUAAGUCGGAGGAGGAACGCGUGGGACCCAAACGACCGAACACAGUUGGCUUUCUUAAAUAAAUAUUUCUUAGUAUUACAAAACUUUACUUUAUUUACUCUGACAUUUGACUGUGUUGAGAAUGUGUUCUCUAUUUGCUUAAGGCUUAUUCAAAUUAAUUUACGGCA